UGUCUCACUGAGUCGCUGAGCGCCUCGUGGUGGAAGACAGAUGUCAUGUUCACUUUAACAAUUGCUAACCAGUACAGUAAUAUUAGAGUACUUUAAUCGGCCGUUGCUGAGAGUAAAACCAGGCGGUAAUUGAGCACACAACCUCCAGCUAAUGACCGAUCAUAUCCAGAACGGUUUACUUGAAGUUUUCUUACUGUACCAGCAUGAAUCCAGCCGGACUGUUGUGUGAAAGCGAGCGGCCGCGUCACCGUCCUUUCCUGAUCGGGGUGAGCGGAGGAACAGCCAGUGGAAAGUCCACGGUGUGUGCCAAAAUCAUGGAGCUUUUGGGUCAGAACAUGGUUGAUCACCACCAGAGGAAGGUCACUAUCGUCAGCCAGGACAGUUUCUACCGGAUUCUCACUCCAGAACAGAAGGCCAAAGCUUUGAAAGGCCAGUACAACUUUGACCAUCCAGAGGCAUUUGAUACAGAGUUCAUGUGUCAGACGUUGAAGGAUAUAGUAGAAGGGAAGGUGGUGGAGGUUCCAACAUAUGACUUCGUCACCCAUUCCAGGCUGCCAGAGAAGAUAUGUGUGUAUCCCGCUGAUGUGGUGCUGUUCGAGGGGAUUCUGGUGUUUUACACACAGGAAGUCAGAGACAUGUUCCAUAUGAAGCUGUUUGUGGACACGGACUCAGAUGUACGCCUGUCUCGCAGAGUUCUGCGUGACAUGAGGAGGGGUCGAGAUCUGGAACAGAUUCUCUCACAGUACACCACGUUUGUUAAACCGGCCUUUGAAGAGUUCUGCCUUCCGACCAAGAAGUAUGCAGAUGUCAUAAUACCUCGUGGAGUUGAUAACAUGGUGGCAAUAAACCUGAUUGUUCAGCAUAUUCAGGAUAUCCUAAACGGUGACAUCUGCAAAUGGCAAAGGGGUUCUGUCAAUGGACACGCCCAUGGGCGGAGUCUAAAGAGGGGCGUGGCCGAACACAGUGAGAUAUCGAGCGGAGGCGGGAAUCUUCCAGUAAAACGCCCCCUACUGGAGCCCAGCACACGACCACAUUAACACACACACAUGAUCAGAAAACCUGAAGGCUGGAGUUUUCUGCAUGCUUCCAACACACAAUUUCUGUCAGGUUUAAGAAUGCCUUCUGCUGCUUAUCCGAGUCACCUGACCCUCAGCGUGACCUUUGACCUGAAAGAGGAACUGAUCUGUAUAGAGAGCCUAAGUCCUGCCCCUCAGUUUCUGGCUCAUAGACCUUAUUUCGGAAAACAUAUGGUAGUCAAUGGCGAGAGACAACUUCUCUUUUUAUUCGGUCUGAACUGUGCUCUGAAUUACAUAUGAUGUUCACAAAUUUGUUAUUUUAAAAGAUAAUUCUAAAAAACAGAAAAGUAACAUUUUUUAACUACAUCUCCCAGGAAGUGAAGCAAUGAGCAAGAUCUGUUGCUCGUAUGUGUUUAGUCUGGGACAAAACACUCGGCAUAACGUUACUUAUUAUAAGACUAUUGAAACAAUGAAAUAGUUAGCUUCAUUCAUGUGCGCCUUUUGGGUUUGUAGUGUUUGUAAUUACGUAUUUUCACAGUUUUAUACCUCAACAGUUCAAUACUGCGACUUUCUUGACUUUAAAAUGUAUUGACAAACAUCAUAUGUGUAAUUCAGGGCACAAUCCAAAUGAGAUCAAAAUAUUUGUGGUCUCUCACCAUUGACCAUCAUACAAUAUUUUUCUGAAAUAAGGUCCCAUGGUGGUCCACCGUGACCGGAAGGGGAGGGAUUUGGGCUCUCUAUAUGUAAAAGAGUUAAUGUUCUACAUUAUCUGUCAUAAUUUACAUACUAAUCACAGUAAUUUGUACUGUAAUGACACGGGAUAAUCAGUACCUGCAGGGUAAACACAACGGUACAUCAGCAAAAACUUCUGUUUGCACUGCCGGAGUCUCAUUGGGAUGUAAUUUUACUAUAAAACAUGAGAUUUUCAGUCACACCUGCAGAAUAACAAAGUCAACUUGUUUCAUUACUAUUAUCAAGAGUAUAACGGCAUUUUAAACAGUUUUAGAGUUGGAUAUUCUUGCCUUGUCUAGAUCAUAAACUCCUGUUUGGUCAGGAUAAGACAAAAUGGAUGAAGUAAAAUACUUCUGAAUAUACUUUUAAAAUACAAGUGAAUUAUAGUGAUUGUUUAGUAUUUAAAAUAUUAAUCUCACUAUCACUGAUGUGUCUCUUUAUUUUGAAUGUUUCACUGUUUAAUUUAUGUUACUUUGUCUCAAAUUGGUUCCGAAAUGUGAAUAUUUUAAAAUAGUUUUGCAUUUCUUGUACAAACCUUUUUUUAAGUAUUAAAGACAACGUGCUUGUGACUUCACAUC
Messenger RNA from Pimephales promelas (fathead minnow), 2326 nucleotides. It is a transcript of the gene uck1, whose product is annotated as uridine-cytidine kinase 1. The record is from RefSeq and is a predicted model, not a curated record. Gene Ontology annotation, molecular function: ATP binding; kinase activity. Lineage: Eukaryota; Metazoa; Chordata; Actinopteri; Cypriniformes; Leuciscidae.